UCUGCACUGGAGCUGCCUGGUGACCAGGAGUUUGGAAUGGACGGAGACCCGGGCCCACGGGGAGAGGAAGGGCCAGCCGGUGCCGGGAAAGGGAAGCGGUUUGGGGAAAACAAAACAGAGGGAGGAGCCAGGGAGAAGGUGGCCCCAGGAGGGAGGAGGAGGGAAUUCGCUAAGAGGGACUGGGGCCUGGGACGGAAUGGGGGCGGGCCCCCGGCGGGGUGGGGGCCCCUGGGCUCCCAGGCUCGGAGCUGGCUCGGAUACUGGCUGGCUCCACAGGUCCGCUGACGUCGCCGCCCAGAUGGCCUCCAGGCUGACCCUGCUGACCCUCCUGCUGCUGCUGCUGGCUGGGGAUAGAGCCUCCUCAAAUCCAAAUGCUACCAGCUCCAGCUCCUGGGAUCCAGAGAGUUUGCAAGAGGGAAGCGAAGGGAAGAUCGCAGUGGCAAAUAACUCCAAGAUGCUAUUCAUUGAAUCCAUCCUGGAGGCUUCCAGCUUGCCAACAACCAACUCAACAACCAAUUCAUCCACCAAAAUAACAGCUAAUACCACUGAUGAACCAACCACCCAACCCACCACCCAACCCACCAUCCAGCCUAUCCAACCAACUACCCAGCUCCCCACAGAUUCUCCUACUCAGCCCACUACUGGUCCCUUCUGCCCAGGACCUGUUACUCUCUGCUCUGACUUGGACAGUCAUUCAACAGAGGCCAUGUUGGGGGACGCUUUGGUAGAUUUCUCCCUGAAGCUCUACCACGCCUUCUCAGCAAUGAAGAAGGCAGAGACCAACAUGGCCUUUUCCCCAUUCAGCAUUGCCAGCCUCCUCACCCAGGUCCUGCUCGGGGCUGGGGAGAACACCAAAACAAACCUGGAAAACGUCCUCUCCUACCCCAAGGACUUCGCCUGUGUCCACCAGGCUCUGAAGGGCUUCACAACCAAAGGUGUCACCUCAGUCUCUCAGAUCUUCCACAGCCCAGACCUGGCCAUAAGGGACACCUUUGUGAAUGCCUCUCAGACCCUGUACAGCAGCAGUCCCAGAGUCCUGAGCAACGACAGUGACGCCAACCUGGAGCUCAUCAACACCUGGGUGGCCAAGAACACCAACAACAAGAUCAGCCGGCUGCUAGACAGCCUGCCCUCCGAUACCCGCCUUGUCCUCCUCAAUGCCAUCUACCUGAGUGAGCACCUCUCCCACCUCUUCCCUCUAGCCAAGUGGAAGACAACAUUCGAUCCCAAAAAAACCAGAAUGGAAACUUUUCACUUCAAAAACUCGGUUAUAAAAGUGCCCAUGAUGAAUAGCAAGAAGUACCCUGUGGCCCAUUUCAUUGACCAAACUUUGAAGGCCAAGGUGGGGCAACUGCAGCUCUCCCAUAAUCUGAGUUUGGUGAUCCUGGUACCCCAGAACCUGAAACAUCAUCUUGAAGACAUAGAACAGGCUCUCAGCCCUUCUGUUUUCAAGGCCAUCAUGAAGAAGCUGGAGAUGUCCAAGUUCCAGCCCACUCUCCUAGUACUGCCCCGCAUCAAAGUGAUGACCAACCAGGAUAUGCUGUCAAUCAUGGAGAAACUGGAAUUCUUCGACUUUUCUUAUGACCUCAACCUGUGUGGGCUGACAGAGGACCCAGAUCUUCAGGUUUCUGCGAUGCAGCACCAGGCAGUGCUGGAACUGACAGAGACUGGGGUGGAGGCGGCUGCAGCCUCUGCCAUCUCUGUGGCCCGCGCCCUGCUCAUCUUUGAAGUGCAGCAGCCCUUCCUCUUCCUCCUCUGGGACCAGCAGCACAAGUUCCCUGUCUUCAUGGGGCGAGUAUAUGACCCCAGGGCUUGAGACCUGCAGGGUCAGGUUAGGGCGAGCGCUACCUCUCCAGCCUCAGCUCUCAGUUGCAGCCCUGCUGCUGCCUGCCUGGACUUGGCCGCUGCCACCUCCUGCCUCAGGUGUCUGCUCUCCACCAAAAGGGCUCCCUGAGGGUCUGGCCACCCUUGGCUUCUAUUAGCCCUUCUCCAUGGCCCUGCCAUGGUCUCCAAACCACUUUUUGCAGCUUUCUCUUGUUCAAGUUCACCAGACUCUACAAAUAAAACCUGGCAGACCAUGA
Molecule: messenger RNA, 2081 nt
Organism: Mandrillus leucophaeus (drill)
Lineage: Eukaryota; Metazoa; Chordata; Mammalia; Primates; Cercopithecidae
Gene: SERPING1
Product: serpin peptidase inhibitor, clade G (C1 inhibitor), member 1
Exons: 8
Coding region: 197-1816 (539 amino acids)
Biological process (GO): negative regulation of endopeptidase activity
Molecular function (GO): serine-type endopeptidase inhibitor activity
Source: RefSeq, a predicted model, not a curated record